Molecule: messenger RNA, 4607 nt
Organism: Petromyzon marinus (sea lamprey)
Lineage: Eukaryota; Metazoa; Chordata; Hyperoartia; Petromyzontiformes; Petromyzontidae
Product: coatomer subunit gamma-2
Biological process (GO): endoplasmic reticulum to Golgi vesicle-mediated transport; organelle transport along microtubule; intra-Golgi vesicle-mediated transport
Cellular component (GO): endoplasmic reticulum-Golgi intermediate compartment; COPI vesicle coat; Golgi membrane
Molecular function (GO): structural molecule activity
Source: RefSeq, a predicted model, not a curated record
ACCCCGCGGGGCACGCCGGGUAGAAGUGACACGUCCCGUGGAGGAGACGGAGCCACGCAGACGGGUGGCGGGUGGCGUGCGGUAGCCUGGGCGCGUCACCACAGACGGUCAACUCUCGCUGCACAGGCGCUCACGGUUAUUGUUAUUGAUCGCUUGCUCCGGACGUAGCCAUGAUGAAGAAAUUCGACAAGAAGGACGAGGAGUCCGGUGGUGGCUCCAACCCGUUUCAAAAUCUGGAAAAAAGUGCUGUCCUUCAAGAGACUCGGCUUUUCAAUGAAACUCCAAUCAACCCACGGAAAUGUCUUCACAUUCUCACCAAGGUGGUUUACCUCAUCAACCGGGGAGAGCACCUGGGAACCACUGAAGCGACAGAGGCGUUCUUCGCCAUGACCAAGCUCUUCCAGUCCAACGACCCAACGCUAAGAAGGAUGUGCUACCUCACUAUUAAAGAGAUGGCCAACAUUUCGGAGGAUGUCAUAAUCGUCACCAGCAGUUUGACUAAAGAUAUGACUGGUAAAGAAGACCUCUACAGAGGGCCAGCCAUCCGCGCGCUUUGCAAGAUAACUGACACAACCAUGCUGCAAGGGAUUGAACGGUACAUGAAACAGGCCAUUGUGGACAAGGUUCCAAGUGUAUCCAGCUCUGCGCUGGUGUCAUCGCUGCACCUGAUGAAGGGCAGCUUCGACGUGGUGAAGCGCUGGGUGAAUGAAGCGCAGGAGGCGGCAUCGAGCGACAACGUCAUGGUGCAGUAUCACGCGCUCGGUCUCCUCUACCACAUCCGCCGCAAUGACCCCAACGCCGUUUCCAAGAUGGUCGCCAAGUUCACCAAGCAGGGCAUGAAGUCCCCCUUCGCCUACUGCCUGCUCAUCCGCAUCGCCAGCAAGCUGCUGGAGGAGGAGGAUGGCGGGCAUGACAGCCCUCUCUUCGACUUCAUCGAAGGCUGCCUGCGGAACAAGCAUGAGAUGGUCGUGUAUGAAGCAGCUUCGGCCAUUGUGCAUCUGCCCAAGUGCACAGCCAAGGAGUUGGCUCCAGCUGUCUCUGUGCUGCAGCUGUUCUGCAGCUCCCCGAAGCCGGCCCUGCGCUACGCAGCUGUGCGCACGCUCAAUAAGGUCGCCAUGAAGCACCCGUCGGCAGUGACCGCGUGUAACCUUGACCUGGAGAACCUGAUCACGGACUCGAACCGCAGCAUCGCCACGCUGGCCAUCACCACGCUGCUGAAGACCGGCAGCGAGAGCAGCAUUGAUCGCCUAAUGAAGCAGAUCUCUUCUUUCAUGUCCGAGAUCUCCGAUGAAUUCAAGGUAGUGGUGGUUCAGGCUAUCAGCGCCCUCUGCCAGAAAUACCCACGCAAACACUCUGUCAUGAUGAACUUCCUCUCCUCCAUGCUGCGGGAUGAGGGCGGGUUUGAGUACAAGCGGGCAAUCGUGGACUGCAUCAUCAGCAUCAUCGAGGAGGGCGUGGAGAGCAAGGAGACCGGCCUGUCACACCUCUGCGAGUUCAUCGAGGAUUGCGAGCACACGGUUCUGGCCACGCGCAUCCUGCACCUGCUGGGCCGCGAGGGCCCGCGCACCGCCACGCCCUCCAAGUACAUCCGCUUCAUCUACAACCGCGUCAUCCUGGAGAACGAGGCUGUCCGCGCCGCUGCCGUCAGCGCCCUUGCAAAGUUUGGUGCUCAGAAUGAUGACCUUCUGCCCAGCAUUCUCGUUCUUCUGCAGAGGUGCAUGAUGGACGGUGAUGAUGAGGUCCGAGAUCGCUCCACCUUCUACCUCAACAUCCUCCAGCAGAAACAAAAGGCCCUCAAUGCUGUCUACAUCCUCAAUGGUCUUGCCGUGUCGGUGCCCGGUCUGGAGAAGGCUCUGCACCAGUACACGCUGGAGCCGUCGGAAAAGCCUUUCGACAUGAAGUCGGUGCCUUUGGCGACUGCCCCACUGGCCGAACAGAGAACAACCGAAACAGGUCCGAUCAUCACACACAAGCAGCCUGAUAAGGUGGUGGCCUCUCGCCAAGAAAUAUUUCAAGAGCAACUUUCCGCCAUCCCUGAGUUCAAGAACCUGGGCCCAUUGUUCAAGUCGUCGCCACCGACGCAGCUCACAGAGUCGGAGACGGAAUACGUGGUGCGCUGCAUCAAGCACACUUUCCGCAAGCACAUUGUCUUUCAGUUCGACUGCACGAACACGCUCAACGACCAAGUUCUGGAAAAGGUGACCGUGCAGAUGGAGCCCUCGGAGGGUUACGAAGUCCUGACGUGCAUCCCAGCCACCAGCCUGCCCUACAACCAGCCCGGCACCACAUACACGCUCGUCGGCCUGCCGCAAGACGACCCCGCCGCCGUUGCGUGCACGUUCAGCUGCACCAUGAAGUUCAUGGUGAAAGACUGCGACCCCAACACUGGUGUGGCUGAAGACGAUGGUUACGAUGACGAGUAUGUGCUGGAGGACGUGGAGGUGGUGUUGGGUGACCACAUCCAGAAGGUGCUCAAGCCCAACUUCUCAGCGGCAUGGGACGAGGUGGGCGAAGAGUUCGAGAAGGAGGACACCUUUGCGCUCGCCGCCACCAAGACCAUCGAAGAGACCGUGAAGAACAUUGUGAACUUCCUGGGCAUGCAGCCUUGUGAGCGCUCCGAGAAGGUGCCUGAGAACAAAAGCUCACACACGCUCUACUUGGCAGGUGUGUACCGCGGCGGACACGACGUGCUGGUGCGAGCUCGGCUGGCCUUGGCGGACGGCGUUACCAUGCAGGUGACCGUGCGCAGCCAGGAUGCGGUGGUCAGCGACGUCAUCAUCUCAUCCGUGGGUUAGGGGGGAUCAUUUAAACCUGCCUAGCCCCCCCCCCCCCACCCAUCUGCAACCACACUCCUCUCCCCCAGCUCCCAGCCUAUCACAUCAUCAGACGAAGAACACCAACAAGAUUCAAGCCGUGAGACCGUAGGUAGUGUUCGCAAUUUGUUCAGAGGAACGUUCUGUUGAAGCCUCCAAAUUGUUUUAGCCCAUACUUCCAAAGCAAUGCCACAUCGUGUCAUCAUGUACAUUACUUACCUGAAAUUGUUUAUAAAAGAGAAAUUAAAUACCUGUGUCAGCGAUCUGUACCCCAAUCUCCUUUCAUCCACUCUUAAGAACGCUGACAGCUUGUGUGGAGCAGAAGUUUUGCUAUCGUGAGCUACUGUGGAAACUAGGCGUGGGCUACGGUGUAGCGUGGUAUUGAUGGAGUCCGUUUCACAAGAUGUUGAUGUUCAGACAGACCCAUGCAGUCCCCAUAUCUGAUUCGUAAGGUAAGCUAGCGCGGCCUGGCAUUCGUAUUUAGUCUAAACUGUUGAGGCCGUUGGCUUUUAAUAAGGGAUGAUGUGUAUCACUUGAAGGGUUUUGUGACUGUUCCCAGCAACAGCCUAUUUUCAUUUUAGUUCUUGCUUUUGGUCAAGCUUUAUCCUUGCAGUUGUCAUGAACGUCAUACGUCAUUGCUGCAUGAGGUUUGCUGGGGUCACGGUAAACUCGUUUCCCCACAUACGCCGGAUUGUUUACCACAUCCACUGUUGUCAUUCUUCUAUUUCCACAAACUGGAUUAUUGCCUUAAAUAUUUCACACUUAAAAAAAAAUAAAGUCAACAUGAAAAGAGUACUGUUUGUUGCAUAGCGUGAACACAACCGUUCAUUGAAUUGAUGGGAAAAGUACCUCGCUGCUCGAUGGCCUGACUCCGUUGUCAAGGGCAACUUGUCAGCAUAAAAAAUACACACGUUCUAUAAUCAAGCCCUGUGUAUUGUGCCCAGUGAUUGUCACCAAACCACGGAGAGCUUUAGCAAGUGAGUGCCGAGCAAAAAUUGAGCCAUCGCUUUAACAGCAUUGUCCAAUUGGCUUCAAAUUUCCGCAACCCAGUCAGAAUCUCAAAAGCCGUUGAGUCCUCUCGUACACAGGUUCAUCUAAGAGGAGAUAAAUCUCUGCACCCCCCACACAGCAUGGAACGGUCCAAAUUUAAACGCUUCCUGAGUGUGACUUCACUGUCGAUGCUCAUACGCUGUUUUUUUUGUAGUGUUCCAUUAUUGCAUAGGGGUAUGAAUGCGAUUCGUGACGAGGGCAGGUAAUGCAUCGUGUCAUAUAUAUUUUUUAAACGGUGUAAAUGAGAGCCUGCUGUUUCGUAGAAAGCUGCAAUUCCGAGUGCCACGCAUGUUGGCCCGAGAAGAUCUUAAAAUUUUAAGUGUUGGGAAGAGUAUAGCGUGUUCUUUAUUGUAAAACUAUCAUUCCUUAUAAUCUUAAGCUCUUAGAAAUCCGGUGUCGGGCUGGCGUUUAAUUACAAGAACAGUGAAGUCCAAUUCAUCCGCUAAGGUGGGGGUUCGUGUGAUUGCAUCGCCCCAUAAAUAAAAGUAACAUCCUCGGCUCGCGGUCUGUAAAUAGUUAGCAAGUGUCCAGAUUUUUAUUGCAUAGAUUUUCUUUUCUUUUUUUCUCUGAUUACUUAUACAAAAAGUGAUAAUCAGGAUUAUUGGUGUCUUUUCAUAAUUUUCUCUUGAAUGUGCUAGGUUUGUCUUUUUUUGGAAAAAGCAAAAAAACAUGCACAUUCUAUAAGAUCCAUUGAUACUGUAAUGACAUAUAUGACUUUGAAAUAAAGUAAAAUAAAUACUAAAA